Eremomyces bilateralis CBS 781.70 is the source of this 1365-nucleotide messenger RNA. RefSeq names its product kinase domain-containing protein. Gene Ontology annotation, molecular function: ATP binding; protein serine/threonine kinase activity. The coding region runs from base 345 to 1310 and encodes 321 amino acids. Gene Ontology annotation, biological process: mitotic DNA damage checkpoint signaling; protein phosphorylation. The record is from RefSeq and is a predicted model, not a curated record. Gene Ontology annotation, cellular component: cytoplasm; nucleus. The transcript is spliced from 4 exons. Lineage: Eukaryota; Fungi; Ascomycota; Dothideomycetes; Eremomycetales; Eremomycetaceae.
AUUGGGCCUUCGCCUGGGACCCGCUGGGGGCUUAAUGGGCACAGCGGGGUACGUAAGAGCCCAAGCGAAGCCCCCAACCCAUUGGCUUUCAUUUAGCGGGCGGUUAGUCAAGAUUUCAUCUUAAGCGCUUCGACAGCAUCAGGAUAUCGCAUACCACUCUCUUCAGACGACGAUUCGUGAUCUAUAUAUAAUUGAUUGUCUAAUUGGCUAGAUCUUGCAUGUGAUGCCAAUUCCGGCCAAGUCACUCCGCAAGAUCCCCUUAUCGCAUCCUGUUACGAGAGCACCAAGGCUUCCAGCAAAGCUGGCCAGCCGUUAUCAACAGCAUGCUCCGAACGAGUGUCAAGAUGGCAUCUACCUCUAGUGAAUUGGUUGGUGCUGCUGGAGGUCGCUAUUUCUCUAAAGAAUUGAUCCAAGAGAGACCGCACCUGGGUCGCGUCUGGUUGGCAACAUCCGGGCAUGAUAAAUUUGUCUUGAAGGAUAUUCCCAAAGAUAUAUUCUCAGGCUUCAAUGAGAACAUACGGCCUAGACUUCGCGAAAAUCCAUACAUUCGGUUACCGUCGGACACCAUCCUAGAUCAGCGCAUAUUUGUAUACAGAUACCUGACCGACGACUUCCUGAGCCUUGUCAGAAAACAAAUCCCGAUGCAAGCCAGGAAGCAAAUCCUUAAGGCUAGUUUACGAGGGAUUGCCGAAUUGCACGACCGAGAUAUCGUCCAUUUAGAUAUCAAGCCUGACAAUAUCAUGGCCAACUGCCGCCACGUCGGUCAAGAGACCAUAGUCGAACAGGUGCAGAUCACUGACGUCGAAAAUACGGCCUAUCUCCCUAAAGGCAGGUGCAUUAAAGGGAUGUUGGCUGGCAAUGACAAUUGGCGCAGUCCAGAGGCGCAUUUCAAAGGCGAGCUCAACAAACCGUCUGACAUAUUCUCUUUCGGAGCCGUGUGCAUCUACGCUGUGCUAGGGCGUGUUAUAUUCGGGCCUGAUGGUGAUUUCCAAAAACAUCAAGCGCAGGGCGCACUGCCCGCUCUUAUUCGCUUGCAGCGUCAAGUUUCGUAUUUUGGGGACCGGGAAGGAUUGAAUGGGCUCAUGAAGCACGUUGGCGAUGAGGAAGUCAAUUGCCAGGUCCUGCGAAUGCUUUGGGAAGAGCGGGCCGCAGACUACAUCCCGUACGAACCGUUUUCGAAUUGGUCAGAUGUUGACGACGCGGAGCUCAAAGAUCUCAUGCAAGGAAUGAUGAAUCUGGACCCUACGAAGCGAAUCACGGCGCGUCAGGCGUUAGAACACCCCUGGUUUGCAGGAUUCGAGGUUAACUAGAUAUUGGAAACUCAUGAUCUUUAUAACACUUGACAUCCUCGUGAAGCGAUGCGAU